CAGCCCACGACCCCACCUACUGGUCAGACCAUCUCUUCUUCACAUCACAGCUACAAUUUGCAGAUUCGAGAUCACCAUGAAGAACGUCUGGUAGACAAAGCUUCUCCCCAAAAAACCCUUCUCUGUCUAUCUCUCUCUCUCUGUCUCUCUCAACUCAAUUGAUUAUAGUUUUACGCUGUUUACCUUUUGUUCUCACUAUCGCUUCAAUGGGGUCCGAUUUGGACUCCUCAACGUCCUCCGACGAUCCCAUACACGAAAGCCCUAAUUCUACUUCAAUCGAUCAGUCCCUCGACGCCAUCGAAGAUCAAUUAGCCUCAAUCGCAUUGACCCAACCGAACGGCGUUGCAGCCGACGAUGAAUCGUCCGAGCAAGAAGUUUUCAAGGACGCCCCAAAUGGGCUGCCUUUGGAUGAGGACAGUAAUCAGCAGGAGAGCAAGGGAGGUGAAAUCGGAGAGGAGGGUUUUGGGAAUUCAGUGCCUGAACCGUCUUCUGUGGAGUUUGAAGUUGUGGAGGAGGUUCGGGAGAGCUCGUCGAGUGGUGUUUUUGCGUGGAGGAGGACCAAUUCGGAGCUCGAAGUUGAGCGGCAGGAGAGCCCAAGCAGUAGUGGGUAUGCUGGUGAGAGAGGGAGUAGCAGUAGCACCAGUGUGUCUGAGAUUGAGGAGGUGGGUGAAGAUCAAAUUUGUGAAGUUGGGAAGGAUGAUUCUGUUGAUGGGGGUUCGGAUUGGGUUCCGGGGAAGCGGCAUCUCGAUGAAUGAAGUGCAGGAUGAUGCUUCUGUUUCAUGGAGGAAAAGGAAGAAGCACUUCUUUAUUUUGAGUAACUCUGGCAAACCAAUAUAUUCCAGAUACGGAGAUGAACACAAGUUAGCGGGAUUUUCAGCUACUCUGCAAGCAAUCAUUUCCUUCGUGGAGAAUGGGGGCGAUCGUGUGAAAUUGGUAAGGGCAGGCAAACACCAGGUAAUUUUUCUUGUGAAAGGACCAAUCUACUUAGUUUGCAUAAGCUGUACGGAGGAGCCUUAUGAGUCAUUAAGGGGGCAAUUGGAGCUUGUUUAUGGGCAGAUGAUAGUUAUUCUUACAAAGUCUGUAAACAGAUGUUUCGAGAAGAAUUCAAAGUUUGAUAUGACACCUUUGCUUGGAGGAACAGAUGUUGUCUUCUCUUCUCUCAUCCAUUCUUUCAGUUGGAACCCUGCCACUUUUCUUCAUGCAUACACGUGUCUUCCCCUUGCUUAUGCGACAAGACAAGCUGCAGGUGCCAUAUUGCAAGAUGUUGCUGAUUCAGGUGUCCUGUUUGCAAUAUUAAUGUGCAAACACAAGGUUAUCAGUCUUGUUGGUGCACAAAAAGCAUCUCUUCAUCCCGAUGAUAUGCUCCUACUUUCCAAUUUUGUUAUGUCAUCGGAAUCAUUUAGGACAUCUGAAUCUUUCUCACCAAUUUGCCUGCCAAGAUAUAAUCCCAUGGCAUUUUUGUAUGCUUAUGUCCAUUAUCUUGAUGUUGAUACAUACUUAAUGUUGCUUACUACCAGUUCAGAUGCCUUUUUUCAUCUUAAAGAUUGCAGGAUUCGUAUCGAAAUGGUCCUUUUGAAGUCAAAUGUUCUCAGUGAAGUUCAGAAAUCCAUGCUAGAUGGCGGCAUGCGUGUUGAGGAUUUGCCUGUUGAUCCAUCUCCUCGUUCUGGAUAUUCAUCUGCUCAUUUAGGUCAGCCCAGACUUGCAACAGAUUCUCCUGAGAGAUUCCGGGAAGCAUUUGUUGGUAUUGGUGGUCCUGCUGGACUUUGGAAUUUCAUAUAUCGUAGUAUUUACUUGGACCAAUAUGUAUCUUCUGAGUUCUCUUCGCCAAUCAGUAGUUCGCGACAGCAGAAAAGAUUGUAUAGAGCUUACCAAAAACUUUAUGCCUCCAUGCAUGAGGAAGGAGUUGGACCCCACAAAACUCAGUUUAGAAGAGAUGAGAACUAUGUUUUACUAUGCUGGGUCACCCAGGACUUUGAACUCUAUGCUGCAUUUGAUCCCCUGGCACACAAGGCUUUGGCAAUAAAGACUUGCAACCGGGUGUGUCAAUGGGUGAAAGAUGUGGAAAAUGAAAUCUUCUUGUUGGGAGCCAGCCCCUUUUCAUGGUGAUUCUCCCCCAAAAUAUAUCUUGUAACACAGUUUGUAUUCUAUUUUUUUUUUUUUUUGUAAUCCAUUCUAUUUUGCAUGGAUGUGAUUUUGCCUUCGUACACAGUGACCAUAUUUAAGUAAUCCCACUUUUUAUUUUUAGAAACAAUCAACAUUAGUAGUAAGCUAUGAUGUACGGAUACUUCAAAUAGGGUGACGUAUCCGUAUCAUAUCUGUAUCGGAUACUGAUACUCUUUGGAUACUCCCGAAUACGUAUCGGAUACUUAUUAAAAGUAUCGGAUACUUCUUAAUUAUUUUUUAUUAA
Messenger RNA from Camellia sinensis, 2407 nucleotides. The record is from RefSeq and is a predicted model, not a curated record. Lineage: Eukaryota; Viridiplantae; Streptophyta; Magnoliopsida; Ericales; Theaceae.